AUGGUAGUACAUAUUUUGGGUAAAGCUUUUAAGGGGAAAGAAUUGAUAUCGAUCGGUUUGGCAUCAAAAUUCUACGGGAUCGGCAAUUCGACAGCACAACAACUUUGUUCAAAACUUGGAUUUUAUCCUGCAAUGAGGAUGCAUCAAUUAUCAGAAACUCAAAUUUUAACACUUGUUAGUGUGUUAUCAAAUAUGACGAUUGAGGGAGAAGCUAGAGCAAUUGUAAGAGACAACAUAGCAAUGAAGAAAAAAAUCGGCAUCUAUGAAGGUAUGAGACAUGCUUUACAUUUACCGGUGCGAGGCCAAAAUACUAGAAAUAAUGCAAAAACGGCAAGGAAAUCAAAUCAUAAUGAUAGAAGGUGA
Naumovozyma dairenensis CBS 421 is the source of this 363-nucleotide messenger RNA. RefSeq names its product mitochondrial 37S ribosomal protein uS13m (gene SWS2). NCBI's taxonomy places the organism in Eukaryota, Fungi, Ascomycota, Saccharomycetes, Saccharomycetales, Saccharomycetaceae. Gene Ontology annotation, molecular function: RNA binding; structural constituent of ribosome. The transcript has a single exon. Gene Ontology annotation, cellular component: small ribosomal subunit; mitochondrion; ribosome. The record is from RefSeq and is a predicted model, not a curated record. Bases 1 to 363 code for a protein of 120 amino acids. Gene Ontology annotation, biological process: translation.